Messenger RNA from Trypanosoma conorhini, 1686 nucleotides. RefSeq lists its product as uncharacterized. NCBI's taxonomy places the organism in Eukaryota, Euglenozoa, Kinetoplastea, Trypanosomatida, Trypanosomatidae. The transcript has a single exon. The coding region runs from base 1 to 1686 and encodes 561 amino acids. The record is from RefSeq and is a predicted model, not a curated record.
AUGGGGAAGCGCAGACGCGCUGUUUCCGAUGUUGCCGGCUUCCUUGAAGAAAUUCUCUCCUGCAGCCGCCUCGACGAGUCCCGGGUGGAGGGUGCGUCCUUGCAGCGGGCCAGCGACGCAGCGGUGGCGCAGCGGGGCUGCAGUAGCAGUCGCAGCCGCAGCCGCAGUCGCAGCCGCAGCGAGAGCAGGAAUGUGACCUCGACAAGCACCAGCAGCCCUGCCUCGCGACUGUUGACGUCGUCAAGUGGGGGCAUCAACUCGUCAGAUUCCCAAAAGAGCACGACGAGUGCAUUUGCAACAGAAAUGAGUUUUUUUUUCCGGGCAGAGGAGGAGCUUGCAGACAUGUCUCUCUACCUGGCACGGGUCGCUUCCUCCGCGCGCACCCCGGCGGCUUUAGUCGCAUUCGUCGAUCACUUCUCAAAGCAUGGCGCCGAGCCAGUCAUGCUGUCGCUCAAGCGUUCAGGGACGCAGCCCAAACUGUUCGAGCUGCUCUGCAGCGGCACUACCUCUGGACUCUCUGAGGAGUAUCAGCAGUGCUUCCUGCGGUUUAUUGCCCUGCUUGUGAAGUUAAGCGACGCGGAGGUGGUUUACGGGGCGGAGCUGAUGAAGUUCCUCCUUCAGUGCUGUCAACGAUGUCCAGCGGCCGCCGUUGAUGCGCAUACACAGUGCACGCGGCCUUUGCACUGGUCCCAGCGAGCUCGGCCAGCCGCAGUCGUGCCGGCGCGUCCAUCCGGCCUAGCUGAACUUAAGGCAGGCGUAAAUGCACUCUGUGAGGAGGAGGAGGAGGGUACUUCUUCCGCCGCGUUGGCGCUUCGUGUGUUGCUGGAGGUUGUCUUUAGACAAAACAGGGGCGUUUCCCACCCAUCUGUUCCCAGCGUUUGCCUUGUCUUUGCUGAGUUCGGGGGUUUUAAGACGGUUUCCGCCCUGCUUGGGGCCGAGGAGUGUGCGGACGCGCUGCACUUGCUGGAGGCUGUGACGCUCUGCGAGGGACUACGCGGGGCCUACGCCUCCGAGCUGCGGAUGACGGCUGCCUCGCUGGUGCGUCUCAUCACCGAGGCUGAGACGCGAGGCGGCGUGGGCGAAGCACGCGGCGAGGAGAAAAACGCCGCCCUGCGCGUGUUGACGAAUGUGACGGGUUUGGUUCCCUCCGUGCUGAGCGGAUCUCCGCAGCAGAGCCGCGCCCUGGCGCUUGUGGCCGCGGACACUUUGACAGACGCCGAGGCGAUUCCUGACACACUUGCAUUCACGCUCUGCCUCACCACGAACAUCGUCAAGUGGGAGGCGCGCGAGCACGCCGACGAGUUCACCGGUUUUCUUGUCGAGGACGCCUCGUUUUUGACGCGCGUCGCGGGUUUGGCCUUUCGCGCGUACCAUGCCGAGGGCACGGAGAGGCACGUCCUCGCCGGCUACUACGCGCUGCUUCUAGCCGUCCUCUCCCUCUGCGCUACGCCCAGGCUGCAGCUGCGCGUUCCCGUCAUGACGGCUGUCGCCCACGCCACGCGAGGGACGGCGGCGCUGAAGAAGGUGGCGACGAAACCCAUGACGCUCAUCGUCGCCGUCCUGCAGGAGUUUCUCCUGUUCCAGAGCUCAGCAGGCGCGCUGACGCGGGACAGCCUCGUCUCAAUGAGCGGCAUCAUCGAUAGUGUGGUUCGCUGCAAUGGCAUAGAUGUCUCAUCAGAUGAAUAA